AAACCAACAGGAGAGAUCAGAGUCAGAGAUUCUCAGUGGUCAGUCUUCCCAGAGUCAUCAAACAGACCUGGCCUCCAUAUUCAGUGUAUGUGGUCCUGUUAUGUACAUUUGUUUUUGUUUACCUCUAGUAAAGUUGAUCUGUCAAUAAUUUAUUUAUGUGUUAAUUAGAAAGCAUUUAGUCUCUUGCUUAACUUAUUUACUUUAUUUAUAGAAAAUUAUGACAUUUGUGAAGAACGAGCUGAAGAUGUUCAAGAGGAUUCUUAGUCCAGAACUCCCAGAAGGCUUUGAGAGUCAGAAGCAGGAUAAGGAAGUGGUGGAUGCUGAAGAUGAGAAGCAGGAGAGCAGUGCCAGAGAGGGGGCUCUGAAGAUCACACUGCACAUCCUGAGGAAAAUGAACCAGAAGGAGCUUGCUGACACACUGGAGAAAUAUUCAGAUGAGCUUGCUGUGAUUUGCCAACGUGAACUCAAAUCUAAUCUAAAGAAGAAGUUUCAAUGUGUAUUUGAGGGGAUCGCUCAACAAGGAAACCCAACACUUCUCAAUAAGAUCUACACAGAGCUCUACAUCACAGAGGGUGGAACAGGAGAGGUCAAUAAUGAACAUGAGCUGAGACCGAUUGAGACAACAACCAGAAAACAAGCAAGACCAGAGACUGCAAUCAAAUGUAACGACAUCUUCAAACCCUUAUCUGGACAAGACAAACCUAUCAGAACUGUGCUGACAAAGGGAGUCGCUGGCAUUGGAAAAACAGUCUCUGUGCAGAAGUUCAUUCUGGACUGGGCUGAAGGAAAAGCAAAUCAGGAUGUCCAAUUUGUAUUUUCAUUCCCUUUUCGGGAGCUGAAUUUGAUGAAAGAGGACAAACACACUUUCAUUGAACUUCUCAAUCACUUCUCAAUGGAAACCAAACAAUCAGGAAUCUCCAACUACAACAAGUACAAAGUUCUGUUCAUCUUUGAUGGUCUGGAUGAGUGCCGACUGCCCCUAGACUUCCAGAAGAACAAGAUCUGUUGUGACGUCACAGAGUCAACCUCAGUGGAUGUUCUGCUGACAAAUCUCAUCAAGGGAAAUCUGCUUCCCUCUGCUCUCCUCUGGAUAACUACCCGACCUGCAGCAGCCAAUAAGAUCCCUUCAGGGUGUGUUGACCAGGAGACAGAGGUACGAGGGUUCAAUGACCCACAGAAGGAGGAGUACUUCAGGAAGAGAUUCAGUGAUGAGGACCUGGCCAGCAGAAUCAUCUCGCACAUAAAGACAUCAAGGAGCCUCCACAUCAUGUGCCACAUUCCAGUCUUCUGUUGGAUUUCUGCUAUAGUCCUUGAAUACAUGCUGAAACACAAGACAGAAGAGAUGCCCAAGACUCUGACUGAGAUGUACACACACCUUGUGAUGUUUUAUACCAAACAGGAGAAUGAAAAGUAUCUUGGGAAAGAAGAGACAGGUCCACACUGGAAUAAAGAGAGCAUUCUGUCACUGGGAAAACUGGCUUUUCAACAGCUUGUGAAUGGCAAUCUGAUUUUCUAUGAAGAAGACCUGAAAGAGGCUGGCAUUGAUGUCAAUGAAACCUCAGUGUACUCAGGAUUGUGCACACAGCUCUUUAAAGAGGAAUGUGGGCUGUACCAGGAGAAGGUGUACUGCUUUGUUCAUCUGAGCGUUCAGGAGUUUCUGGCUGCUGUAUAUGUGUUCCUCUCAUUCAUCAACAACAAUGAGAAUCUAAUGGACAAACUGAGAACGACGUCCAGGAGCUUUUCUGUGAGGAUCAAACAAAGGCGUAAAGUUACUUUCUACAAGAGUGCUGUGGAUAAAGCCUUACAAAGUGAGACAGGAAACCUGGACCUGUUCCUCCGCUUCCUUCUGGGCCUCUCACUGGAGUCCAAUCAGAAGCACUUACGAGGUCUACUGACAAAGACAAGAAGCAGCUCACAGAGCCAUGAAGAAACAGUCAAGUACAUCAAGGAGAAGAUCGGGGAGAAUCCCUCUCCAGAGAGGAGCAUCAAUCUGUUCCACUGUCUGAAUGAACUGAAUGACCAUUCUCUAGUGGAGGAGAUCCAAAGCUUCCUGAGCUCAGGAAGUCUCUCAGAACCCAAACUGUCACCUGCACAGUGGUCAGCUCUGGUCUUUGUGUUGCUGACUUCAGAAAAGGAGCUGGAUGUGUUUGACCUGAAGAAAUACUCCAGAUCAGAGGAAGGUCUUCUGAGGCUGCUGCCAGUGGUCAAAGCCUCCAGAGCUGCUCUGCUGUCAGGCUGUGGAGUCACAGAGGAAGGCUGUGCUUCUCUGGUCUCAGCUCUGGAGUCAAACCCCUCACACCUGAGAGAGCUGGAUCUGAGUAACAAUGACCUGAAGGAUUCAGGAGUGAAGCUGCUCUCUGCUGGACUGGGGAAUCCCCACUGUAAACUGGAGAUUCUGAGGCUGUCAGGCUGUCUAGUCACAGAGGAAGGCUGUGCUUCUCUGGUCUCAGCUCUGAGGUCAAACCCCUCACACCUGAGAGAGCUGGACCUGAGCUACAAUCACCCAGGAGACUCAGGAGUCAGACUGCUCUCUGCUGGACUGGAGGAUCCACACUGCAGACUGGAGAAACUCAAUGUGGAACAUGGUGGAGAGAACAGAAUGAAACCUGGACUUAGAAAAUAUGUCUGUGAUCUCACACUGGACCCAAACACAGUAAACAGACGCCUCUCUCUGUCUGAGGAGAACAGAAAGGUGACAUGGAGGACAGAGGAGCAGCCGUAUCCUGAUCACCCAGAGAGAUUUGAGGGCUGUAGACAGGUGCUGUGUAGAGAGGGUCUGACUGGGCGCUGUUACUGGGAGGCAGAGUGGAGUGGAAGAGGGGCUGUUAUAGGAGUGACAUAUAAAGGAAUCAGCAGGAGAGGAGAGGUUGAGGACUGUUGUCUUGGAUCCAAUGACAAGUCCUGGAGUCUGUACUGCUCUGACAACCGUUACAGAGCCUGUCACAAUAAUAAUCACACUACCAUAGACGUCCCCUCCUCCAGCUCCCACAGAGUAGGAGUGUAUCUGGACUGGCCAGCCGGCACUCUGUCCUUCUAUCGAGCCUCCUCUGACACUACCCACCUGAUCACAUUCACCUCCACAUUCACUGAGCCCCUCUAUCCAGGGUUUAGGCUUUGGUGUUUUGGCGACUCAGUGUCCCUCUGUCAGUGAUACAC
Oncorhynchus keta (chum salmon) is the source of this 3156-nucleotide messenger RNA. Its product is annotated as NLR family CARD domain-containing protein 3-like. NCBI's taxonomy places the organism in Eukaryota, Metazoa, Chordata, Actinopteri, Salmoniformes, Salmonidae. The record is from RefSeq and is a predicted model, not a curated record. Gene Ontology annotation, molecular function: protein binding.